CGCGUCUUAGAGCUUUGGACGUCGCUUCACGUGGAGUUCCAAGGAUGCUACUACAACCAACGACUGCAGCAGCUGCAGCCCUACACGAAAGACCUGAGCGUCGCUCGGUUGGUGGCCCUUUGCCUGGUGACGCCACUCCCCAGUCUCUGCUUGAGUUUACUCACCGAGUCAGUGCCGCUACCGCCCCCUGAAGCUGGAAUUUCCCGCAACUGGUUCGUGUUCGUUCGAUCGUGGGCUCUCAUCGUAUUGAUCGGAGCAGGCGAGCUCGUGCAGAUCGGCCAGGGGGUGUCGAAACUGAAGCUCUGCGCAGCACAAGUGUCUUUUGUUUCCUCUAUCGCGGCUACUUUUCCCUUCUCAUGCGUCAUAAUCGUUUGUAGCUUGACGGAUAUUUUCCCACUGCCAUUUGGACUCGUUGUUGCUGGACCCCCCACCGUCUUGGCCCUUGCAGCGAGUUUCGUUUACAUAUCCAGAUCCACAUUACGAGCUGAGCCGUCGCUGUGGACCGAACUCAAGCGCCAACUGAACGUCUUUUAUUGCGAAGUGGCACUGACAAUCGUCUACCCGCUUUAUAUCUACGGUUGCUUGUCUCUUUCCGGAGUCGACCAAGCCUUUUUCGUUCUGCUAUCACCCGCCAUGCAGAUCGCUGCCAAAAACUUUGUCAGUCGAAAUCUUACCGACCACAACGAGAUGAAACUCGUGACGAUUAUUUUCUUCGUGGAGAUAUUCGGUGUGCUGUACACCUCCAGUGUUCUUGAGAGCACGUCGUCCUGGUACACGAUCGCCCUCAUCAUGGGAACGGAUGCGUUGCAGUUUGGGCUCGCGCUAUUUGAUACCAUGAGGCUC
Molecule: messenger RNA, 843 nt
Organism: Phytophthora sojae
Lineage: Eukaryota; Oomycota; Peronosporomycetes; Peronosporales; Peronosporaceae
Exons: 1
Source: RefSeq, a predicted model, not a curated record